Messenger RNA from Miscanthus lutarioriparius, 489 nucleotides. The record is from the annotation of a GenBank genome assembly. Lineage: Eukaryota; Viridiplantae; Streptophyta; Magnoliopsida; Poales; Poaceae.
AUGUACGUCUACCUCGCAUUCCACCAUGGACGGCCGAAUCUCGCGCUGCCCCGCGGCCUGCGCCCGCGGUGCUACCUCACCGCGUCAACGGCUCCUGCGCCGCCCACGCCGAAUCCACGGACGCACCGUCGGGCAACCUACAGCUGUCGCACAUCCUACAGGCUGUCGCGCUCCAUCAUAGAAACUUCUAUGAAUGAUAGUGUGCUGCAUGGAGCACUACCUCAUUUUAGUGAUGCCCUUCCUAUGAGUUCGUUUAUAAAUCUACCCGUCCUGUUUGAUGAUGUUCAUGCAAUCACCGUACAGCCUUUUCCUGGUUAUGAUAAUGAUGGCUACCACUCUACUUACAUUCUUCUGAACAUUGCAAUAGACUGCGAUUUCUGUAUUGCCUUCACUAACAGGCAUCAAGUUCUCUGGGAGGCAUGGCGCUGUUCUGAUGCAACACUUAUUGUGCCUUUCGACCAGUACGACAAUAGACAACUCAAGAUUUAA